AUGCGUGGUCUCGUCCAAUUUAUAGCUGACCUUCGAAAUGCACGAGCACGAGACCUGGAAGAGAAGCGCAUCAACAAGGAGCUUGCGAAUAUCAGACAGAAAUUCAAGAGCGAGAAGCUUGAUGGCUACCAGAAGAAGAAGUACGUGUGCAAGUUAUUGUACAUAUACAUCCAGGGGUACAAUGUUGAUUUUGGUCAUUUGGAGGCGGUCAAUCUGAUAUCGGCGAACAAGUUCUCAGAAAAGCAGAUUGGAUAUCUAGCUGUUACGCUUUUCCUCAAUGAACAGCAUGAGCUUCUCCACUUGGUAGUGAACAGCAUUCGAAAGGAUUUGUUAGAUCACAACGAACUCUAUAACUGCCUAGCCCUCCACGCGAUCGCGAAUGUUGGAGGACGAGAAAUGGGCGAGGCUCUUAGUGGCGACGUUCAUAGGUUGAUGAUCUCGCCCACCUCCAAAGCAUUCGUCAAGAAGAAGGCUGCUCUCACUCUUCUACGUCUGUACCGGAAGUACCCAGCGAUAGUGCAGCAGGAGUGGGCUGAACGAAUCAUUUCCUUGAUGGACGACCCAGACAUGGGUGUCACCCUGUCCGUCACAUCCCUUAUCAUGGCGCUCGUCCAGGACAAUCCGGAAGCAUACAAAGGGAGCUAUGUCAAGGCUGCGCAGCGUUUGAAGAAGAUUGUGGUCGAGAAUGAUAUUGCCCCUGACUACCUAUACUAUAAGGUGCCAUGUCCUUGGAUACAGGUCAAGUUUUUGAGGCUGCUUCAAUAUUUCCCACCCUCCGAUGAUACCCACGUUCGAGAGAUCAUCAGAGAAUCUCUACAGCAGAUCAUGCACGCCGCCACCGAAAUGCCCAAAAAUGUACAACAGAACAACGCACAGAAUGCUGUUCUAUUUGAAGCAAUCAAUCUCCUCAUACACCUCGACACCGAACACAACCUGAUGAUGCAGAUAUCACAGAAGCUGGGAAAGUUUAUCACAUCAAGGGAGACGAACGUCCGCUAUCUGGGGCUUGACGCAAUGACGCAUUUCGCGGCCAGGGCUGAUACGCUUGAUCCGAUUAAGAAGCACCAGAAUAUCAUCAUCGGAUCACUACGAGAUCGAGAUAUCAGUGUCCGAAGGAAAGGCCUGGACCUGUUGUACAGCAUGUGUGAUACGACCAACGCCCAGCCAAUAGUCAACGAGCUUCUCAAAUAUCUGCAGACCGCUGAUUUCGCCAUUCGGGAAGAAAUGGUUCUUAAAAUUGCGAUAUUAACAGAGAAGUAUGCCACUGACGCGAAAUGGUACAUCGACAUCUCAUUGAAACUUCUUGCCAUGGCUGGUGAUCAUGUCAGCGACGAAGUCUGGCAACGAGUCAUCCAGAUCGUCACCAAUAAUGAAGAGCUACAGGCAUAUGCUGCUCACACAAUUCUGGAUCAUGUCAAAGCGGACAGCACGCAUGAUACGUUGGUUAAGAUUGGCGGAUACCUUCUUGGAGAAUUUGGCCAUCUAAUUGCGGACAACAAAGGCUGCAGUCCGAUAGAACAGUUCAUGGCCCUGCAGUCAAAAAUGAUGGGGUGCUCCGAUACCACCAGAGCGCUUCUUCUAUCUACUUUCGUAAAAUUUAUCAACCUGUUCCCGGAGAUCAAACCUCAACUUCUUCAAAUGUUCCAGUUCUACAGCCAUUCACCAGACUCAGAACUACAACAAAGAGCUUGCGAGUAUCUAACACUUGCUUUAUUGCCGACGGACGACUUGCUGCGAACAGUGUGUGACGAAAUGCCACCGUUCUCGGAGCGGACAUCUGUCCUGCUCUCAAGACUACAUCAGAAGAGUGUGGGUACCAGUGAUAAACGCACCUGGGUUGUUGGUGGAAAGGAUGCAAAUGUGGAUAAGAAGGAGGUCAUCAUGGCGCAGCAGACGGGGCUGAAGAGGUCUUUCACUGCAAUCGUCAAUGGGACUUCUGCUCAAGCCAACGGCGAAUCCCGAAGUGCGAGUGGCACAUCUCAACCCGCGACAGAUUCGUCCUCCAAUGAUCUAGCUGGACUAGGCAUGAACGAGCACACCGAGGAUGCGAAGACUCCUAAUCUAGCGAGUUCGGUGCACCUAACUCCGGAGUGGGAUAUCGGGUUCAACAGGCUCUACUUCAGCGAUGAGGGUAUUCUAUUUGAGGACUCGCAGGUUCAGAUCGGCGUGCGUAGCGAAUACCGAUCACACAUGGGGGUGGUCAAGAUCUACUUCACCAACAAAGCACCCUUCCCUAUCAGUUCAUUUACAACUACUCUUGACAACCCAUCACCCGCUCAGUUGAAAAUGGACAACAAAAGCCUCCCAGAUUCAACCGUACACCCAGGGUCUCAAACCCAGCAAACAGUCUUCUGCAUGGCCAAGUCUCCCUUUACAGAAGCCCCCACCAUGCGCAUUUCCUACCUCGCAGGCGCUCUCCAGGCAUACACUUUGCGUCUCCCCGUCCUCCCGCACAAAUACAUGGAGCCCUCAGAUCUAUCAGCAGAUGAUUUCUUCAAACGCUGGAAACAGAUCGGCACGGGGCCUCUGGAAGCUCAAUCGACAUUUGGUCUAAGUGGUAAAGGUAAGGAGAUGAACGAAAAAUUUACUCGCGACGUGGUGGCGGGUUUCAAGUGGCGGAUCCUGAAUGAUGUGGAUCCCAACGCGAAGAAUAUCGUGGGUUGUGCUGUUUUCCAGGUCGAAAGUGGGAAGACGGGCUGUCUUUUGAGAUUGGAGCCGAAUUACGAACAGAAGAUGUAUCGGGUUACUAUCCGAGCCACUCAGGAUACGGUGCCGAAGGCCAUGCUGAAGAUGAUGGAGGAACGGCUCUCCAGAGGUAUAUCGACAGAAUCAUCGUAG
Messenger RNA from Endocarpon pusillum Z07020, 2838 nucleotides. RefSeq lists its product as uncharacterized. Gene Ontology annotation, biological process: intracellular protein transport; clathrin-dependent endocytosis. Gene Ontology annotation, molecular function: clathrin-cargo adaptor activity. The coding region runs from base 1 to 2838 and encodes 945 amino acids. The transcript is spliced from 3 exons. NCBI's taxonomy places the organism in Eukaryota, Fungi, Ascomycota, Eurotiomycetes, Verrucariales, Verrucariaceae. The record is from RefSeq and is a predicted model, not a curated record. Gene Ontology annotation, cellular component: membrane coat; AP-2 adaptor complex.